GGACGACAACUCACAAUGCUUCCUAGUAGAGGGCUUCCGCCCCGACAAUUGGCCUCGCUGGCUUCCCGUCAGUCCUCUGCUCUGCGGUCCGCUACAUCGAGAAAGUUCUCUUCCGUCCCACGAAGAACUGCACUCCCCGCGUCAUGUCGGACAAGCUCCCUCCGCUCCUCGAACUGGCGCAUCGGCGCAUCCCCAUCGUCUGACGUCGUUCUCUCGCCUUCUGCAGUCCGAUAUGCAUCGUGGUACGCACCCUGGACAUGGGGUCGCUCCGGCACGCCUUCGAACGCCGCCUCCGAGCUCGCCUCUCAACCCACGCCCGUCCCCGAAGUGGUCCCUGAGCCCGUGGUCACCACUGCCACCCCAGAGCUCCAGCCCGCCGGAGUAGAAACAACCGCCGUGUCCGCCAACCCCACAUCCACCUUGGAAGGCAAGUCGGUGGAGGAUUUGCUCGAAAUCACGACAAAAGCCUCAGACUCUUCCUUUAUAGACCCGACCGUGCCUCUCUCGUAUUGGGGAAACCUCAAAGAUCUGGGACUUGACUACGGCUGGGGUCCCUCCGCCUUCUUCGAGAGCUUGCUUGAGGUGGUCUACAUCAACGCUGAGCUCGGCUGGGCAGGAACCAUUGUGGCUUCGGCACUGAUCCUGCGAACUGGUCUGUUCUUCACCUUCCAGAGAUGGGGCUCGGACGCCAUGGCCAAGUCCGCAGCCAUGAAGCCUGUUCUUCAGCCCCUCCAGGAUGAAAUGGAAGAAGCCAAGCGACGAGGCGACGAUGAGAGGGUGCAGAUGCUCAAAAUGAAACAGCAGACCAUAAUGAAAGAUGUCGGCGUGGAUAUCUUCAAGUCAAUGGGCACAGCUAUCGCCCAGGGUGUCUUCGGAUACGGUGCAUGGAGAUCGCUACGUGGGAUUUCGUCUCUGCCGGCUCCCGGAAUCACCACUGACGGAUGGCUGUGGUUCACCGACUUGAGCGUUGCGGACCCUUACUACAUGCUUCCCGUGAUCACGGGAGGUAUCAUGUACCAGGUCAUCAGGAGAGGCGGUGAAACGGGUAUGCAGGAUCAGACAGCCCAGACCAGCCUGCAGAAGCAGGUUCAAGUCGUCCUGCCCGUCCUCAUGACUGCAGUAACAGCUUUCCAGCCAGCUGCCAUCCAACUUUACUUCUUCGCAACCUCUAUCACGGGCGCCAUCACCGGCUACUCUCUCCGCCAGCCCGCCGUUCGCCGCGUCCUCGGCAUCCGCCAACUUCCCACGCCGCAAUCCAACGAACUCUGGGGCAAAGUCGCGAGGGGUGAGAUCGACAUGAACAGCAUCAAGACACCUGACGGGAAAAUCCAAUACCAAGCGCCCAGCCCUCCGGCGUCCAGGAGCCACAAUGCCCCGAGCGGCCUCAGGUUGAAGUCGUCGGCGUCGCUCCCAGCGCACAUGCGGGGAGCGCCAACCCAGGCGGAUGUGGCUGAAGAACCCAAGACCGCGUGGGAGCAGCUCAAGUCGACGCCCAGCACGAUCAAGGGCAAGAUCAGCAAGUGGCAGGACCCGCGGGACCCGGACGUCAAGAAGAAGCAAGAUGCGGCGGCGAAGCAGGCUCGGGACCUCAAGAAAUACAUGAAGGAGAAGAAGAAUCACAGAUAGGGUGGAGGUAAACGUUGGGCGAGAUGGGACUGUCGUCGUGUUGUAUUCAUGUAUGAUAGAGAAAGGGAGGGCUUUCGAUCUUGUGUUAGUAGAUGUAGAGAGGGCUGGCUUGGAUGCUUGGGGGGUUGCAUUGGAGCCAUUGUACCAAAUCAAAUCCCUGCAC
Molecule: messenger RNA, 1789 nt
Organism: Paraphaeosphaeria sporulosa
Lineage: Eukaryota; Fungi; Ascomycota; Dothideomycetes; Pleosporales; Didymosphaeriaceae
Exons: 3
Coding region: 16-1626 (536 amino acids)
Biological process (GO): protein insertion into mitochondrial inner membrane from matrix; mitochondrial respiratory chain complex IV assembly
Cellular component (GO): mitochondrial inner membrane
Molecular function (GO): membrane insertase activity
Source: RefSeq, a predicted model, not a curated record